AUGUCUUCACCACAACAACGACUGUCCUCUGUCGCAAACCAGCUGUCUCCCCCCGGGACAUCGGCUGCGAAGCAACGGAUUUUGGCUAAGAAUGCCGAUGACGUGGUGAUCACCUAUCUCGCCCGGACACCGCUCACCAAAGCUCGCAAGGGCGGAUUGAAGGAUACCACCAUCGAUAACCUGCUGAUCUCACUGCUCACGACCGUGCGCGAAAAGUCCAACGUUGACCCCAACCUCAUCGAAGAUGUCUGCGUGGGUAACUGCCUUGCCCCCGGCGCCGCAUACCUCGCCCGUUCCGCCGUUCUGGCCGCUGGGUAUCCCGCGACUGCUGCCACCUCCGUGACCAACCGCUUCUGCUCCUCGGGCCUGCUGGCUAUCCAGAAUAUCGCCAACCAGAUCACCUCCGGCUCCAUCGAUGUGGGUAUCGCCGUCGGCGCAGAGAGCAUGAGCACCAAUUCCGACGGUGGCUCUCCCGAAAUGGCCGAGCGCAUCAACAAGCACCCGCUCGCAUCGCAGAACUACCAGCCCAUGGGGUGGACCUCGGAGAACGUGGCGGGAGACUUUAACAUCUCGCGCGAGCAGCACGAUCAGUUCGCGGCCAAGAGCUAUCAAAAGGCCGAGCACGCGCAGAAAGCGGGCUGGUUCAAUGACGAGAUCAUUCCCAUCGCGACUCAGAUCAAGGAUCCCAAGACGGGCGAGGUCAAGGAUGUAGUUGUGGAUCGGGAUGAUGGUAUUCGCUAUGGCACGACUGCCGAGAGCCUCGGCAAGAUUCGCGCUGCUUUCCCGCAAUGGAAGCCCAGCGCAACGACUGGCGGUAAUGCCAGUCAGAUCACCGAUGGUGCUGCGGCUCUGGUCCUGAUGAAGCGCUCCAAGGCGCAGCAGCUGGGUCUGCCCAUUAUUGGCAAGUUCUGUGGUGCCACUGUUGCGGGCCUGGAACCGCGCAUCAUGGGUAUCGGUCCUUCUAUUGCCAUUCCCAAGAUUUUGGGCAAGUUUGGCCUGAACAAGGAUGAGAUUGAUAUCUUUGAGAUCAAUGAGGCUUUCGCCUCGAUGGGUGUUUAUUGUGUUGGCAAAUUGGGUCUGGACGAGUCCAAGGUGAACCCGCGUGGAGGUGCCAUUGCUUUCGGUCAUCCUCUCGGUGCAACCGGCGCCCGCCAGGUCGUCACUGCGCUGGCCGAGUUGCGUCGCCAGGACAAGCGUAUCGCGGUGACAUCGAUGUGUGUUGGAACCGGUAUGGGAAUGGCCGGUAUCUUCGUCUCCGAGCAUUAG
Molecule: messenger RNA, 1266 nt
Organism: Penicillium waksmanii
Lineage: Eukaryota; Fungi; Ascomycota; Eurotiomycetes; Eurotiales; Aspergillaceae
Product: putative peroxisomal 3-ketoacyl-coA thiolase (Kat1)
Exons: 6
Coding region: 1-1266 (421 amino acids)
Biological process (GO): fatty acid beta-oxidation; phenylacetate catabolic process
Cellular component (GO): peroxisome
Molecular function (GO): acetyl-CoA C-acyltransferase activity
Source: RefSeq, a predicted model, not a curated record